Messenger RNA from Anopheles coustani, 1515 nucleotides. RefSeq names its product probable cytochrome P450 305a1. The transcript is spliced from 3 exons. The record is from RefSeq and is a predicted model, not a curated record. Gene Ontology annotation, molecular function: heme binding; iron ion binding; oxidoreductase activity, acting on paired donors, with incorporation or reduction of molecular oxygen, reduced flavin or flavoprotein as one donor, and incorporation of one atom of oxygen. NCBI's taxonomy places the organism in Eukaryota, Metazoa, Arthropoda, Insecta, Diptera, Culicidae. Gene Ontology annotation, cellular component: intracellular membrane-bounded organelle; cytoplasm. The coding region runs from base 1 to 1515 and encodes 504 amino acids. Gene Ontology annotation, biological process: xenobiotic metabolic process.
AUGCUCGCCAUCCUUGUGGGCAUUGCAGUGGCAUUGUUCUGUACCUAUCUCAUCAAUGAAUUUCGUCGGCCGGCCAACUAUCCACCGGGCCCACCCUGGCUUCCGGUAGUUGGAAAUACGCCGUACAUAAGGAAACUAGCACGCCAGUAUGGAGGCCAACAUAAGGUGUUCGAACUGCUCGGCAAGUCAUACCAGAGUGAUGUGAUCGGAUUGAAGCUGGGCCGUGAGUAUGUCGUCGUCGCCCUCAACUACACCGCCGUAAAUGAGGUGCACCGCAAUGAUGUCUUUGCCGGACGACCGGACAACUUCUUCAUCCGGCUGCGAACAAUGGGAACAAGACUUGGAGUGACAUGCACGGAUGGCGCGUUCUGGGCAGAACAUAGAAGCUUCGUGACGCGCCAUCUGCGACAAGCUGGUUACGGUCGUCAACCUAUGCAAGUGCAGAUUCAGAACGAGCUGAAUGAACUGGUAGACGUAAUUCGCGAACGUAGGGGCGCACCAAUUUGGCCCGGAUCGAUCCUUUCGACAAGCGUCAUCAAUGUGCUGUGGACGUUUGUUACCGGAACACGCAUCCCACGAGACGAUGACCGACUGCAGCGCCUUCUGACGCUGCUGCAGGAUCGUUCGAGGGCUUUCGACAUGUCGGGCGGUGUGCUGAGUCAGCUUCCGUGGCUUCGUUUCAUUGCGCCCGAGUGGAGCGGCUACAAUUUGCUGCGAAGGUUCAACAAGCAACUGACCGAAUUCUUCACCCCUACCAUCGAAGAACACCAUCGGAAUUUUGGCGAGGAACGGGCAGGCGAUGACCUGAUUUAUGCCUACAUCAAGGAGAUGCGAGAACGCAAGGACGAUCCGGAGACAACCUUCACCGACCUGCAGCUGACGAUGAUCAUCCUGGAUAUCUUCAUCGCUGGUGGACAAACGACAAGCACCACGCUUGACUUGGCCUUCAUGAUGAUGCGCUUGCGGCCCGACAUUCAGGCUCGGGUGCGCCAAGAAAUCGACGCUAAGUUACAGACGGAAGAACUACCCCAACAGACCGACCGAUCCCAGCUGCCAUACACCGACGCGUUCCUGCUGGAGGUUCAACGGUUUUUCCACAUCGUCCCCGUGAGUGGACCACGUCGUACUCUGGCCGAAUGUUCGCUCGGUGGCUAUCGAAUACCAAAGAACACCACCGUACUGAUCGGCCUGAAGACGGUGCAUAUGGAUCCGGAGUAUUGGGGCGAUCCGGAGGUGUUUCGACCGGAACGGUUUCUCGUCGAGUUCGGGAGCGACAUGAAGACGCACCCACACACGGAUCGAUUGAUGAUCUUUGGCAUCGGCAAGAGGCGCUGCCUUGGCGAGGUGCUGGCACGUGCAUGUUUGUUCACGUUUUUCGUUGGAAUUAUGCAAAAAUUUGAGCUUCUCGAGCCAACGAACUCGCAGCCCGGCAUGGAACCAUCAAUCGUUCUGAGACCAGGCAUUACGUUGUCUCCGAAACCGUAUGACGUUGUUUUUAAGCCUCGCUUCUUGUAA